AUGCGAUUUUGGGCUUAUUCUUCUAGAGAAAGUAUUAUUCAUGAAUUAAAAAUACCAACAACUGAUGCUUAUUUGGAAGGUUUUAAAUUACUAUUUAAACCAACUAGAUUUCUAAGAUUUCAACAAAGAGGAAAUGUGCUACGUAUGGAUACACUUUGUGCAAUACUUGCCAAAUACAUUUCUCCAUUAUGCGAGAUGCAAAAUCAAUUAUGGAACUAUAUAAAAGAAACAUUGGAUAAAGAAAAGGAACCAUUGCAGGAAUAUAUUGACGGGAAUAUGUUGGAAGAGGGUCAACUAAGGGAGCUUUUAGCGAGAAAUAUCAACACAAUAGCAUUCCAAGAUAUUAAUAAAUAUGAAGACAUAGAAGCAUCCAGAUUUAUUCAUAACAAUUGUGUUGAUUUUAUUGAAUUUAGUCUUGAUAAAUAUUUAUUUGUCACCAUCAAAACUGGUCAAAAAAAUCUAGAGCAUGUACCUGGCAAUCCUGAUAUGGAUUAUUACGUUGUACAGUUGUUGCCAGAGAUUAAUUGUCAUUGUAUGAGAUAUUUGAUAUGGGGUGGUGCGUGUUCACACAUUAGAGCUGCCAUACACAGUGUAAAUUGGAGAAUCUAUGAUUAG
Messenger RNA from Entrophospora sp. SA101, 615 nucleotides. NCBI's taxonomy places the organism in Eukaryota, Fungi, Glomeromycota, Glomeromycetes, Entrophosporales, Entrophosporaceae. The record is from the annotation of a GenBank genome assembly.